Epinephelus lanceolatus (giant grouper) is the source of this 812-nucleotide messenger RNA. It is a transcript of the gene pfdn5, whose product is annotated as prefoldin 5. Gene Ontology annotation, cellular component: prefoldin complex; cytoplasm. The record is from RefSeq and is a predicted model, not a curated record. Gene Ontology annotation, biological process: protein folding; RNA polymerase I assembly; RNA polymerase II core complex assembly. Lineage: Eukaryota; Metazoa; Chordata; Actinopteri; Perciformes; Serranidae.
AUAUUCGGUAAGGGUCAUCUGGCAUCACGCUUCCAACAUGGCGGUGAAUCUCACAGACCUCUCCCUGCCUCAAUUAGAGGGACUGAAAACCCAACUAGACCAGGAGAUUGAGUUCCUGACGUCUUCAAUAGGUCAGCUCAAAGUGGUUCAGACGAAAUAUGUUGAAGCAAAAGAUAGUAUGAACGUGCUGAACAAAAACAAUAAAGGAAAAGAAUUGCUCGUGCCACUUACCAGCUCUAUGUACGUCCCUGGAACAUUAAAUGACGUGGAGAAUGUUUUAGUGGAUGUGGGAACAGGAUACUACGUUGAAAAGAGUGUGGAAGACUCAAAGGCAUUCUUCAAACGCAAAAUAGACUUCCUCACAAAGCAGAUAGAGAAAAUACAGCCAGCCCUUCAGGAAAAACACGCCAUGAAACAAGCUGUGAUUGAAGUAAUGAACGUGAAGAUCCAGCAGCUACAGCAGAGCCAGCAGGCGUCACAGAUGAUUGGGCCCACCAAGGCUUAAGGAGAACACCUGUUUGAACUCCUCAUGUUGAACUCUUCAAGCAUUUUUACGUUUGCGCGCAAAUAACUCGUGUCUGCUGUUGUAGGACAAGAAAACGCCCUCUGCUUAUCUGAUGAAGUCAUGUUAGAUACUGAAGAGUAAAGAUUUGUUUUUUUUCUGUACUAAGUGCACAAACCUUGUCACCAGUAAAUUAUAAGUCAGCUGUCGCCACAGUAACUCAAUCACGUGUACUUUGUCAAUUAUAAGUCAAAUUAAUUGGGUGUCUGAUAAGUUUGCGUGAUUAAAAAGGUCGCUGUGCAUUCAUGAA